Molecule: messenger RNA, 2436 nt
Organism: Orussus abietinus
Lineage: Eukaryota; Metazoa; Arthropoda; Insecta; Hymenoptera; Orussidae
Product: zinc finger with UFM1-specific peptidase domain protein
Exons: 8
Coding region: 372-2348 (658 amino acids)
Source: RefSeq, a predicted model, not a curated record
GCUUUACCGAGACUCACCAUAUCUCCUGAACACCUUUUCCCGCGAAGUGCAUCUGCCAGAACUGCGAGCAAAGUGCGUGAAAUGCCUAAAAGAAGGAUUAUAAUGUACCGAAUUCCCGAGAUUUAGUGUUUUGUUUCGAGACCUGAUACAGUCCUAUCUUCUCGAUACUCGGGAUAUCCAUUCGGAUAUUCUUCCUCGUUAAUUUCUCGUUCCAGCGGAUGUAUGUCAUGGUCUAUCCGCUUAAAGCACGACCUAGUUUAAACAGAUACUGAUAAUUACAGUUUUUAAGAGUGAAAGCUAAUAGCAAACCUCGAGGAACCGCUAUGGACCGCUUUUACUGAGAGAAUCGGUUCGUCGAUCGUCGAUUCAAGAUGGCCGCCAGCAAACCACUCGAAAUGAGCUACACGUGCGAGAUCUGCGGAUCGGAGGGAUUCAACGACGAGGAGAUGAGAUCGCACAUGGUGCUCUGCCACCUUCAAGGGGCGGCCCAUUGUCCCUUUUGUGACCUUGGAGAAAUCUCAGCCGCCGAGAUGAUGCUUCACGUUAACAGCGCCCACCUGGAUUACCUUACACCUUGUACCCCAGACAGUGAUACAAUGGCAUUCAUCGAUGAGGAUCCCUCAAUGGAUGGAGAUCAGGAUCAUGAAGAUCGCGGUCCUUCCUCUCUAAUGUCGUUACACCCUCCUCACCUCCGGAAUGGAUGGGGCAGUUCUUCAGAUAUGCGCUCUCUUGCGCCACAUAAGCCAGAGCCUCGCUCAGCCAGUUCUAAUGUGAAUCUGAAUAAUAAUAACAACAACAAUAGCAAUGUCAAUAAUGUGGUCGAAGGUGCAGCGGGUCAUGGUUCUCCCCUUCGGUCCAGUUUGAACCUCCAGUUACGCUCUCAUGCGUCGCCAAAACUCCCAGUACAGGAGUGUCCGAUGUGCCCAUACAGUUCGGACAGUCCACUGCGACUGGAGGAACACAUUAACCGGCAGCAUUUUGAUCUGACGUCGCCUUCGUUUCCACCAGAGUCUCCACCAUCUAGGGAAGGUGUAUAUAAUUGUCCUCUCUGUGUGACGUCCUUCCCAAACUCGUCGGACCUCGAGCUGCACGUAAAUAUCGAGCACAAAGAUAUCCUCAGUCCAGCUAAUGGCGCAGCGUCGCAGUCUGAAUUAGCGACAGUAGGCGGGGACACUCCAGCUUGUCCGGUUUGCUUGAGCAGCUCCUUCAGGAACAACGACGAGCUGACCGCGCACAUUGACGAGCACUUCAGUAAAAAGAGCACGCCCUCGCCGGUAACACCCGAUCUUUCGUCGGACAGGAUGCUAGCAAGAGACAUGGAACGCAGAGAGAAGGAAGUAAGGAGACGCAGAGAGCAGAGGGAGUUCGAAAUGCUCAGAGCGCAAUACGGCAUGGACAAUCAGGGUAAUUUUAAGGAGCAGAGCGUCACCAAUAUGCAACGAGCCGUGUAUGCAGGAGAGAUGUCUGUCGCAGACUACUACGAAAAGCAGAUCGAACUAAGGGUAGCUGAAAGCAGUGGCAUCGAUGACGGGAGUUCUUGUACCAGAGGGUUGAUCCCCAGGAUACGAGCAGCUAGCCAAGCGAAUACGAACGUCGUGAACACGUGGACAUGUUCAACGGUGGAUCACUAUGGAUCGACGUACGGAGAUAAAGGCUGGGGCUGUGGAUACCGUAAUCUUCAGAUGCUGAUUUCUUCGCUGUUGCAACACACCGGUUACAACGAAUUAGUGUACAGAGCCUGGAGCUCUGUGGCAGGAAGCAGUAGCAGCACGGAGAAUCCUCUCCGUAGCUCAAUACCCUCCAUAUCGAGGUUGCAGAAGAUGAUCGAAUGGGCCUGGUCUCAAGGCUUCGACGUCCAGGGUGCCGAACAGCUCGAAGGGAAACUGGUCAACACUAGAAAAUGGAUAGGCGGUUCAGAAGUAGUCACAUUAUUGUCCAGUCUCAGGAUAAGGUGUCAGCUCAUAGACUUUCACAGACCAACCAGUUCUGAUGGCAAACACCCUGAGAUGUUCAAUUACGUCUUGCGGUACUUUCAACAGACGGAGGACUUCAAGCCUCCACUAUAUCUUCAGCACCAAGGUCACAGCAGAACAAUCGUAGGAGUAGAACAAUUCAGAGAUGGGUCUAUAAUGAUGCUGGUACUGGAUCCCAGCCACAGUCGAUCGCAAAUGAUGCAAUUUAAUAAUACUAGCACUAGUCUGAGUGCAAUGCGACUGAUGCGCAAGUCCAUGGCUGCAAUGAAAGCUAAACAGUACCAGGUCGUAGCGGUUGUAGGAAUCAUGGACACCGAGUCCCAAUAUCAGCAAAGUAAAGUUCUGUGCUCCCUCCGAGUUCCCUUGGACAGGUGAGACUUAAGGAGGACCGCGAACUGGAAGAGGAUACGGCACCUCCACCUCGAGCUGUCAUCAAUAAACGUCAUCGAAGUCUCGUGACCAU